AUGUCUGGAAAUAAUCGUCAAAGUCUUACUGAACGGCGUCGAAGCUCAGUCAGGUUUUCAGAGGGCACAUUCGCCCCUUCCACCACUGGCGUGCCCGAUGGUGACGCGCUGCGCAGAUCCUUCAGAGACCGACCAUCCACACCCGCUGCCAGCAUGCUGCCCGGUGCCUACUUCCCAUCCCCUUCAGACAAUGAUACACCAUUCGAAGAAGCUGUUUCCGAUGUCCAAAGAAAACUGCCCGCAUGCAAAGAACCCUCAGUAGCUACCAGUCAGCCUGGAUUCAAAUCUAAUAACCGGCUCAGGUCUGCAUCCGAGAGCCUCCACACUCGCCCACAAGGAUCUUUUUCUCAAAAACCCAAACACGACUUUGAGUCUAAUAAGACUGAUCUGGCGGUCGAAUAUUUCCCCCAAACGUCCUUGCCAACCUUUCAACCCCCUUAUACCCUCCAUGCAUCUGUGCCUCAGCCUCCCUCGAACAGCAUAGCACCACCCUCGCACCAGCAUCAUCCCGACGCGCUUUUUCCAGGUCGGCCCCCACUUUCUCGAGCUAAUGAAGGCAUCAUACAAAACAGCUCACCUCGAAGGUCAACUCUUGAUGGACAACCGCCAAGUUACCCUGAGAGAACUUAUUACAACCAUGAUUAUCGUAAUUCUGACUAUACCGAUCAAGCACUAGUCAAUUCUCUUCAACCCGCUCCCCCAGCUUCAUCUGGUCUACCUCAAUCAAAUACCAUGUAUGACUCAGGUGAAGGGUUCAGAGCGCUACGCGAUGAAGCAAGACGGGACAGUGACAUCCCGCACCAACGCGGUGAUCUUGAGUCUGGCUAUCCGGCAAUCAAUCUUUCUGGAGUGGAUGAUCCGGCGGGACGCGGAGAUCCUCGGCACCGGACUUCUCAGCCUGCCAAACCGUCCCUCCGUAGGGCGACUACGGAAGAUGUGGUUGAAAAGGAGCCGAACCGAAAGGCGGCAGAUAUCGUGGGCUCCCACAUCAAACGUCGUCGCGGAAAGUCAGUCGGGAACACUGGACUCAAGCCUCCUUCGCUGAUGGAAGAUUUCGAAGAUGUUGAUGAAUUCGAUACGCCCCCUCCCGCUUCCUCGGUCAAGGGCGGCGUACUCUCCCAUCUCUUAGAGCUUUACGGUAACAACAGGGCCGGUCCAAUCGAACGAUCCGGUUCAGCAACCUCGGCCACAACCUAUGCUGGCGGGAGCGUUGCGACGAGUCGACAAACCUCGAUCGACUCGCGUGUCGCCAAUCGAAGAGUUCCUUUUGUUUCGCCUUGGGACUCUAAUGAAAAAAUGUAUUCUCAUUCGCCUCCAAAGUCUUCCGAACAUGGCGAUCACGCCAAAUCUUCUAAGCGAAACCGGAAAGCGCGUGAUUCAGAUGGCGCUGAGAGCGAUGGAGCUAGUGUCCGAAGCACUUACUCUGUCAAAACUUUCCGCGAGGUUGUCGGCGCCGUCCAGGAGAAAUUUCAUCACCGAAAGACCAAGAGCCGGGAGCGGAGAGCUACCAUCACCCGGCAUGUAGCCGAUAUUCUGAAAAGGCAAAAUUUUAUCCUCAAGCUUGCAAAAGCGCUGAUGACAACUGGCGCACCAAGUCAUCGACUCGAAUCCCAACUCAGUGCGACUGCUCGAGUGCUAGAGAUCGAUGCUCAGUUCGUCCAUCUUCCAUCGAUCGUAAUCGCGACCUUUGGGGACGCAGACACCCGGACCUCCGAAACACAUUUUGUCAAAGCCAAUGGCGGGAUCGAUCUGGGCCAACUCCAUCGCGUCCAUCAUGUCUAUAAGUCUGUAGUUCAUGACCAUACCGGAGUCGGCCAAGGGAGCGCAGCUCUACAUAAGAUUCUCAAUGAAAGUCCGCUCUACAGCCCUUGGCAAAGGAUGGUCAUCGCCUUUUUCUGCUGUGGCACGAUUGCCAUCCUGGGUUUUGCCGGAAGCUUCGUCGAUGGGUGGGUUGCCGGUGCUUUUGGGAGUUUUUUGGCGUUCAUGCAGUUAAAGGCUUCAACCAAUCAGAUGUACUCCAGCAUCUUCGAGAUCUCUGUCGCAACCAUUGUAUCCUUUAUUUCCAGAGGGCUCUCGACCACCAAUUACUUCUGCUACGAGUCCCUCUCAUCUGCCGGUGUGGUGUUGAUCUUGCCUGGUUAUAUCAUUCUGUGCGGUUCUUUGGAAUUGGCGUCGAAAAACUUGAUUGCUGGCUCUGUUAAGAUGGUUUACGCUGUGAUCUACUCUCUUUUCCUGGGAUUCGGGAUCUCCAUAGGCUCUGACUUUUACUACCUUUUGGAUCCCAAAGCCCGCCAUAAUACCCAGAUGCAACAAGCCACUCAGAGUCAUGUCUACACACUGUCGGGUUCAUUCAAUGGGAUGAACGGGACAAUUCCUGGGAUGAUCGGCGAUUUUACCUUCUCGAAUGGCACGGCUGGUGUGACGGGGGAAGGGGAGCUUCACCAAGGAAGAAUUCAAUGUUAUCGAGAGCCCCAUUGGGAGUGGUGGAGACAACCUGCGAGCCCAUAUUGGUCAUUCCUACUCGUCCCGAUGUUUUCUUUCUUUCUCAGUCUCUGGAACUUGCAACCCAUCUGGACGAAGCAGAUGCCUGUGAUGGUUAUCAUUGCCUGCAUCGGAUGGGUUUGCAAUUUCUUUGCCAACAAAUUUAUCUUCGAUCGAUCAGACGUUGUUUCCUUCUUGGGGGCUUUUGUGAUCGGUCUGUUGGGAAAUAUGUACUCACGAUUUUUCAAAGGGACGGCUUUUACUAGUAUGGUCACUGGAGUUCUAUUCUUGGUGCCCUCCGGAAUUGCAGCGGCUGGUGGUCUUGCGAUGACGUAUCACUCUACCUCAGGGGAUUCUUACAGCAAUGGGCUGAUAAUCGGUUUUCGUAUGGUGCAAGUUGCCAUCGGGAUUACCGUCGGUCUGUUUUUCUCUUCGUUUGUCGUUUAUUCCUUUGGGAGCGGAAAAUCGAGCGCAACAUUCACCUUUUAAGCUUCCAAAGCCGCUCAACGCAAACGCAUCAUACCAUAUUUAAUCAUAAUAAUAAUAGUUUCAGUACCGUUCUGUUGCCUUCUUUAUACACCAUUUCUCACAAACUAAUUCUAUUUCCGCAAGACGCAAGAUUCUUGCAAGCCGAAAUUUUACACACCUAAUGCUAUGAUGAAAAGCAUGGACACAUGUUUUCGCCUACUUUCGUUUAAACGAUUUGUCACUUUUAGCCCUUUUGAACUACUUGAUCACCAUCUAAUCAUUCUUUAUGAGUAAUUGUAAUAAAAAAAAACUCAUGUCCCG
Messenger RNA from Puccinia graminis f. sp. tritici CRL 75-36-700-3, 3270 nucleotides. RefSeq lists its product as uncharacterized. The transcript has 9 exons. The coding region runs from base 1 to 2970 and encodes 989 amino acids. Gene Ontology annotation, biological process: transmembrane transport. The record is from RefSeq and is a predicted model, not a curated record. Lineage: Eukaryota; Fungi; Basidiomycota; Pucciniomycetes; Pucciniales; Pucciniaceae. Gene Ontology annotation, molecular function: transmembrane transporter activity.